Molecule: messenger RNA, 603 nt
Organism: Apodemus sylvaticus (European woodmouse)
Lineage: Eukaryota; Metazoa; Chordata; Mammalia; Rodentia; Muridae
Product: odorant-binding protein 1b-like
Exons: 6
Coding region: 1-603 (200 amino acids)
Molecular function (GO): odorant binding; small molecule binding
Source: RefSeq, a predicted model, not a curated record
AUGGUGAAAUUUCUGCUGCUAGCAGUGGCAUUUGGACUGGCUCAUGCUCAGCUAGAAGGAAAAUGGAAAACCGUUGCCAUCCUUGCUGAUAAUGAAGACAAGAUAGCGAAAGGUGGUCCUCUGGAAAUCUUUAUUCGUGAAAUUACUUGUGAAGAGGGAUGUAAAAUAAUGAAAGUCAAAUUUUAUGUCAAUCAAAAUGGACAAUGCUCAUUGACCACAGUCAAUGGAUAUCUGCAAGAAGAUGGAGAAACAUUUAGAAAUCAGUAUGAAGGUGAAAAUUAUUAUGAACUUGUGAAGGCAACAUCAGAGAACAUACUCUUUUAUAGUGAGAAUGUGGACAGAGCCAGUCGGAAAACAAAAUUGCUUUUUGUUGUUGGAAAAGGUCAGCCUCUAACUGAGGAACAAAAGGAAAAACUUGCUGAAUAUGCUGAGGAAAAGGACAUUCCACCAGCAAGCAUGCGAGAAGUCCUAGAUACAGAUAAAAAUGGGAUGAGAAUUCUGCAUCAUAACCCCUUGACCAUGGAAUCAGUAUCAUCAAUAAUUCACCUUUGCUAUCAGAAUAAAAUUUUCCCUACCCUGUGCAGUGAGGAUACAGCAUACUAA